This is a messenger RNA of Kwoniella botswanensis, 390 nucleotides long. RefSeq lists its product as uncharacterized. Lineage: Eukaryota; Fungi; Basidiomycota; Tremellomycetes; Tremellales; Cryptococcaceae. Bases 1 to 390 code for a protein of 129 amino acids. The record is from RefSeq and is a predicted model, not a curated record. The transcript is spliced from 3 exons.
AUGUUGCUAUUCCACAUCGCAGCUGUAACCUGGACAACCCUCGGGGUUUUCGGUACUCCUAUCGAGAAUCAUCAACAAAGGGAUGGUCGACAUUCCAACAAUAUCUUGACUAAUGCGGAACGACUUUCCAGGGGCUUAGGGCCGGCGAUGCCAAAUAGCCUGGGAAAGCUCAUUCCUUCUCGUGCUCAGGUCGAAUCCACGAACGCACCCAUUCAAAGAGCGGUCUGUCCAUCAGCAAGACCAGUCACAUUUCCCCCUCACCCUUUGCUCUACAAUGAGGCAACCAUCAUCCCUGUAAAUGGAUCGAGGACUGCCACUCUCUCCCUUCCUUUUCCAGUCAGGAUCUUCGAUAAGACAUCAAGCACCCUCAUCGUCAAUGAGCAAGGUUGA